CCCCCUCCCAGGUUUCUGCCUGCUGCAAUGUAUUUGUGUAGGGUAUCCCUUUACCACACCAUCGUCGUCGUCGUCGUCGUCGUCGUCGUAAUCUUUGAUAAGAGUAAUAAAUCUUGAUACGAUGCCAGUUUUGGACAGACUUGUUUAUUAGGAAGAAGAUGGCCACCCCCGAUCCCGCCGGGCGCCUGCAGAUCCUCCUCACGCCGGGGCUCCAGCCGCCGCCGGGCGUCGUCCCCAACUACUUCGACCCGCCGUCGAUGGUCCCGAUGGCGAGCGCCGUCAUCGGCGUCACGCUCGGCCUGAUGUACUGCUUCCUGGCCCUGCGCAUCUACACCCGCGUCUGGGUCACGCACAAUUUCCACACCGACGAUGUCCUCUGCAUCUUAGCGGCAGCCAACGGCAGUUGGUACUGCGCCGUCGUAGUCACCGCUCUCAACUGCCCGCUGGGCCGCCACCAGUGGGACGUGCCGCUCUACACGCUCAACGAAGGAUUGGCUCGGCAAACGGUCCUGAUCAUCUGGCUCUACGUGGCCGCCACGGUGUUCCUCAAAUCGGCGCUCCUCGUCUUCUACUACCGGAUUUUCGGGAUAGCCACCGGGGCCAGAAUCCUGAUAUGGUCGUCGCUCGCACUCAUCGUCGUCAGCUACACCACCUUUCUCGUCGUAGACACGGCCAUGUGCCCCCCGAGCGUCGACACUCCGGGCUCGCUGGCGGCCGGCGACGUCUUCGGGCCCGGGAGCAGGUGUCUGGUGUCGCAGAAGCUGCUCUGGGCCGUCAAGGCCGUCUUCGGCGUCGUCGCCGACUUCUACCUCCUCGGCAUCCCCGUCGUCUUCAUCGCCAACCUCAGGCUCUCGCCCAAAUCCAAGAUGCGCGUCGGCUCCAUCUUCAUCACGGGACUGCUGGCCGGCGCGUUUUCCAUUACCGCUGCUGUGUACCGCUUCCAACUGCUGAACUCUCCUGAUUUCACGUGGUUCGCUACCCUGGCCUAUACCUUCACAGCGGCCGAGCUGAACAUUGGAAUUGCCUGCAGCUGCAUGCCGGUCGUGUUCACCGUCUUCCGCAGCGCGGCCCGCGCCGCGUCGCCGGACUCGUUAAAGAGUUGGGUCAAGGCGCGCCGGGCCCCCCGUCCGAGAGGUGUUCCGGCCUCUCUCGCAAGCCCCUGCUGGGAGGACACCGUGGCGAGGAAAGAUUUGCUCCCGCGGGCGCCGAGACCGGCCGUGGUGGCGCCGAGAGCCUUGUCCCCCCUGACGGCUUGCUCUCGGGCAUAUCGCAUGUCGCGAGACAGCGGCCUGAGCCUGGACGACGAGGACGGCUGCCGAUACAGCUACACUGCCAAUUACACGCGACAGGACUCGGGACCGGAGUACGACGACAAGAUACACUGGAUAGUGUGAACUAUGGCGUUUCCCUCCCCCUUUCUUUUUGGCGAGGCCUGCAGGGCCCUCUAGAUCUCUAUCCCGCCAAAGCGGACAUCUGUAUUGAUAUAUAUAUAUAUGUGUAUAUAUACUCUGCGCAGGAUGGUUUAUACUAAAGGCUCGCGACCCCUGUUUCACGACACAGGUCCUCUCUCAGUUCGAAACUACCUAGAGGGUGGGGAAAAUUUCAUAGGCAAAAGAUAGAGAAAAAUAUACACAUGAAUAAGAGGGACAACUAGGGAGACGUAUGUGGCCUGGGCAUUGCAUUGCU
Durotheca rogersii is the source of this 1686-nucleotide messenger RNA. RefSeq lists its product as uncharacterized. NCBI's taxonomy places the organism in Eukaryota, Fungi, Ascomycota, Sordariomycetes, Xylariales, Xylariaceae. The transcript has 7 exons. Bases 159 to 1394 code for a protein of 411 amino acids. The record is from RefSeq and is a predicted model, not a curated record.